AAUAAAAACUAUAAGGAUGAAAUAUAUUUUUUUUCAAAUAUUUUAUUGAUUAUUUCACUAAAAAUUGUUACUUAUACGUAUACAUACAGAUAUACAAUAGUAUGAUGGUAGCCGGAGGAGAUUUGAUGCGGGCCGGAAGAGAAGUAUUGCCAACAGCAGUUCCUCUCCCAAUCCUCGUACCAUGGCAAAAAAAAAUGAAAAGAUAUACAAUAGUAUAAAAUUGUGUGGCGUGGUCGGGAAGUGAGCUAUUUCAAUCACGAGCGAUGUGUGCAACACGAGUCACAGCCGAGUUUCGCCUAAAACUGAAAUUGCUUUCCUGCACGAGCCACACUUAACAUUUUUUUUGUCACGCCUCUGUGACCUCCGUCCCAGUCAAAAUGACGGUAUUCCAUAAUAAACUGCUCUCGCCGUUCCAGACUGUAUCACAGAACAUCAUGGGAUUAACCACUCACUUACCAGCCAUUGUGUUUGAUAAAAUAUUAGACAAAACAAAUCAAUAGGCACCUUCAUAAUACGUAUUAUAUAUCGAUCUGAUUUGGACACUAUUUUUUCCACCCACUGAGCAGGAAAAAGCGUUCGCCUCGGAUGGGAAAACGUCAUAUUUUUUUAACGCUCAGCCGUCAUCGAAAAUUUAACUUUCAUAGUGGGAGUGACAAAAAAUUACUCGUACUCGCGUAGAUUUUAUGUACAUCAUGAUUUAUAUUAUUUUACUAUCCAUUACGUACGAUUAUCGACAUUUGUGAAUAGCUGGUUGUUUGAGUUUUGGGUUAUCGUCAAAAGUGUUAUUGAAACUACUGUAGAACUUUGUUUCGUAUCUGGGCAAUUUUCACUCAAGAAGACAAAGACAGUACCACGGAGGUAGCAUUCAAAUACGCUGUAUACAGGAUAAAUAAAGAUAAAGCAAUUUUGCCAAACACAACGCUUGUAUACGAUAUUGAAUAUGUCUCUCCACAUGACAGCUUCAAAGCUUCUAAAAAAGUUUGCCGCCUACUGGAGAGUGGCGUGCACGCGAUAUUCGGACCGUCCGACAGCCACUUGGCCAGUCACAUAGUGUCCAUCUGCGAGUCCGUCAGCAUGCCUCUGCUGCUGACCAUUGCCGACCGCGUGACGGACUUGAACAGACGGAACUUCGUCACGGACAUGUUUCCGGCGCGCAAUCACCUCGGACAGGCGUUCAGGGACCUUAUCAAUUUCCUGAACUGGACGAAAAUCGCGAUCGUGUACGACGACGAAGAAGGUUUACUGCUGGUACAGAAUCUAAUGAAAAUGUCAAAAACUGACUUUUACGUUCGACAAGUGGAUCAGCACACGCAUAGACAAGUGAUGCGAGAAAUUAAAGACAAACAUAUUUUCAACAUCAUCGUGGACGUUCACCCACGCAACAUAAACGGAUUUUUCAGAUCCAUACUUCAACUGCAGAUGAACGACUUCCGCUAUCAUUUUCUCUUCACUACAUUCGACCUCGAGACGUUUGAUCUGGAAGACUUUAAAUACAAUUCCGUGAACAUAACCUCGUUCAGAAUAGUUGAUGACGAAAACCACCGCGUGGUCAACAUCCUCCGCGAGAUGGAAAGAUUUCAAAGAGUUGGGCAAAACAUGUUGCACAAGAGUGGAAUCAUCAGGGCUGAACCUGCAUUGAUGUUCGACGCAGUCAACGUGUUCGCUCACAGCAUCGGAUCACUGGACGGGUCGUCGAAUUCAAUACAGUCGUCGAACGUUUCGUGCAAGACGUCGGACCGUUGGGCGAACGGUACGUUUCUGUACGACCGACUCAACGCGGUGAGCAUCGAAGGCCUGACCGGCAAAGUUCACUUUGACGAAGGUAGGAGAUCGGACAUCAAGUUAGACUUGCUGAAACUACAUCAGGAGCAAGUGAAAAAAGUCGGCUUUUGGACACCAUCAACUGGCAUCAACAUCACAAAACAUUCCGUAUUUUACGGACACCAGAGCUCCAACGUGACGCUGAUCGUGGUCACCAGAGUCGAAAAACCUUACGUGAUGAUCAAAGAGGACAAAAACCUAACGGGAAAUUCAAAAUACGAAGGAUUUUGUAUUGAUUUACUACAUAGAAUAGCAUCUCAAGUCGGAUUUCACUACGCAAUCACAUUAGUGCCUGACAACAAGUAUGGAGCUUACGAUCCAACCACGAAGCAAUGGAAUGGUAUUGUCAGAGAACUCAUGGACAAGAAAGCAGACUUAGCGAUGGGUUCGAUGACUAUUAACUAUGCUCGUGAAAGCGUUGUUGACUUUACAAAGCCAUUUAUGAACAUGGGAAUAGGCAUAUUAUUUAAGGUCCCGAGUAAUGAACCAUCCAAAUUGUUCGCUUUCUUAAAUCCCUUGGCGACCAGUGUCUGGAGUUUUAUGUUUCUCGCCUAUAUGGCUGUGAGUUUUUCGCUUUUUUUUCUGGCCAGAUUCUCCCCGUACGAAUGGCGACCACACACUGAAGAAAAUUACCGUGAGGGUCGUUUCACCAUAUCGAAUUGCUUUUGGUUCGUUGCCGGUGUGUCGUUGAAACAAGAUGCAGGCAUCACUCCAAAAGCUACUUCUGCAAGAAUUUUAGGAGGUAUAUGGUGGUUCUUCACAAUCAUAAUAAUACCAUCUUACACCGCUAACUUGACGGCAUUGAGAACAGUUGAGCGGCUACAAAAACCCAUACAAAAUGUAGCAGAAUUGUCAUCGCAAGAAAAAAUAACAUACGGAACCCUCGAAGGGGGAUCAACCAUGUCAUUUUUUAGAGACUCCAAAAUACCAAUAUACCAAAAGAUGUGGAAGUUCAUGGAGAAACAUCAAUCGGUAUUUGUAUCUACUUACGACGAAGGCACGAAAAAAGUACUAGGGGGGAAUUAUGCAUUUUUAAUGGAAUCAACGAUGAUAGAUUAUGCUGUACAAAGAGACUGCAAUUUAACACAAAUCAGCGGCCUCUUAGAUUCUAAAGGUUACGGAAUAGCAACGCCAAAAGGUUCAGUCUGGAGAGACAAACUAUCAUUAGCCGUACUAGAACUCCAAGAAAAAGGAGUCAUUCAAAUGUUAUAUGAUAAAUGGUGGAAAAAUGCAGCCGAUAUAUGUAUCAAAGAUGAAAAAGUAAAAGAAUUCAAACCAAAGCCUUUGGAUCUUAACGAUUUAGGUGGAGUGUUUGUAUUUGUUUUGUGUGGGCUAACUGUAGCUGUUAUCAUAGCAAUAUUAGAAUUCUGCUGGCAUUCCAAGAAAAAGUCAACAGAUCAACAACUACCUGUUUGUACUGAGAUGGCAGAAGAACUAAGAUAUGCAAUACGGUGUGAUGGUACCAAACACAAAGCAACGUUAAAACGAACGUGUAAUGGCUGCUCACCUAUCACUACAUACGUACCAGCUCCGAUGCAUAUAAAUCACGUUACCAGUCAAAUUGACAAUGUUCCUAUGAUUGAACUAACGAGGCCUUCAAUCAGCGUCGACCACGAAGACAAAUAACAUUUACCUUCCGAUUCGCCCCCGUUACAUCCAGCGAGUCGGAGUCCGUUCAAAAAUGUCCAAUUUCGAUUCCAUUGAAUCUCAAAAUCCAUUAAGAGACAAAAUAAACUGCCUAUAAAUUAAGAUCUACCUACGUUUUGAAUCCACCAUAAACGGAUAGUGAUUAGUUUUAAAUAAAAAUGUAUAUACAUUGUUAUUCCAUACAUUUUAUUUUAUAUAUUUAUGUGAAUUAAACAAUCGAUUUCUUUAUUGCAA
Molecule: messenger RNA, 3702 nt
Organism: Acyrthosiphon pisum (pea aphid)
Lineage: Eukaryota; Metazoa; Arthropoda; Insecta; Hemiptera; Aphididae
Product: glutamate receptor ionotropic, kainate 2-like
Exons: 16
Coding region: 1075-3447 (790 amino acids)
Biological process (GO): monoatomic ion transport
Cellular component (GO): membrane
Molecular function (GO): signaling receptor activity; ligand-gated monoatomic ion channel activity
Source: RefSeq, a predicted model, not a curated record